GGGAGUGGAACAGAUGUUUGUCUGUGGUUGAGCAUGACAUGCUCUUUGGUUUAUGCAGGCCGCACAGCAGCCAUCUAGACACACGCAAGGCAGCACAGCUGAGCUUUAGGACAUCAUGUGCUUCUGCAGUGACAACUGAAAACAACUAAAAAGUGUUUUCCUGCUCCAACCGGGACCUCCUGUUCCCAGCUGUCCUGGGACUGUGAAUCAUGCUGUGGGGGUUACAAGUCAUGCUUCAUGAACUCUCCCACAACUGACCUCUCCGAACCUCAGAACUGUGGCUCCAUGACACUAAAGAUCUGGGGAGUCCCAGAGAACAGCCAGAGAACUACUGAGUCACGAGUGAAGCAACAUGGAUGCAGUCAGCCAAGUCCCCAUGGAAGUCGUGCUUCCCAAGCAUAUCCUGGAUAUCUGGGUUAUUGUCCUCAUCAUCCUGGCCACCAUUGUCAUCAUGACCUCGUUGUUGCUGUGCCCAGCCACUGCAGUAAUCAUCUAUCGCAUGCGGACUCAUCCGAUCCUUAGUGGGGCUGUUUGAGAGCCUCCCAAGAGGGCUGGGUGAGGGAUGAGGACAGGCAUCCUGUCCCCAGCCUCUUCCUGUCUUCAGAAAAGCAGCAGGAGGGACUUUGGGGCAUGGACCUGAGUUCUGGUUUUGAUUCUGCCACGAGCCAGCUGUGUGAAUUUGGUCAAGGGACCUAACUCUCUGAGUUCCAGAUUCCUUAUCUGUCAAAUGGGGAUGGUGAUCCCUGCCCUUUCUACCUCAUAGGGAUGUGAGAACCACCUGACUUGGUGGAUGUGAAAGCUGUUUGUGAGCAGUAAAGAUACCACAGAUAUAAGGGUGUUAUGCUGAAUCCUGAGAAGCUUUCAAGAACCAGAGAACCUGAUUGCUGAUGAUGGCCUUAAAGGUGGUGAGGGAGAUACUGGGGGCAGAGCAGACUUUGCCAGUGCCCCUCAGGUCAAACCAAGCCAAGAGCACCCUGUCCCCAUUCCAAGGGGCCAGCAGCACUUUGGCCCAAAGUAUUUUCUUUAAGGUGCCAUUCCUUCAUGUUCCUUCAUGUUUUCUCAGUUUGGAGGGUGAUGGGUAGAGCUUUCCAGAACCUUCUCCAUUCCAGAAUCUCUGCCCCUGUGUAAUCUGAAGGAAGGCUGUGCCAUCUUUGGGCACUGCCAAGGGAUUUGGGGUGAUGGGCUUCUUUCUGCACUGGAGUCUCACAUCUGUUAGCUUUGACACUCAAGCAAUGUUGGAAAAUGCAGGGUGACUGAGUUCCCUGCCCAGCUUUCAGGAUCUCUGGCCCCCAUCCCCUUGUGUGUGUCCCUCUGCCCAGCUCCUGCUGUAAUUAGCUCCACGUGUACCCCCUUCACUCCCUCCCACCAGCUCUGCAGCCAGCCUAUGGCAAUUAUAUUUUAAGAGGUGUUCCCAGGACUUUUGGGACCUACUAAAACAAUGAUGGUUAUUUUAGAUGUGAUGAUUUAUAUUUAUGUAGAGAUAUUUCUGGACCACUCAAGCUCUUCGAUACCAAAAUCAGGAGCAUCUUGGGAUUUAUUAAAUUAUGUAAGAAGAUAGCACAGAUAUCGGGAUAUUAUUGUGUGAAAAUGCUGCUUUUACUUUGAUGUGAUCUCAUUGAUGUACACAACCGAGUUCCAAUAAAGUGCUAGAAUGUG
Molecule: messenger RNA, 1656 nt
Organism: Gorilla gorilla gorilla (western lowland gorilla)
Lineage: Eukaryota; Metazoa; Chordata; Mammalia; Primates; Hominidae
Gene: SMIM3
Product: small integral membrane protein 3
Exons: 2
Coding region: 353-535 (60 amino acids)
Source: RefSeq, a predicted model, not a curated record